Zeugodacus cucurbitae (melon fly) is the source of this 921-nucleotide messenger RNA. RefSeq names its product cytochrome c oxidase subunit 4 isoform 1, mitochondrial. The transcript is spliced from 2 exons. Gene Ontology annotation, biological process: mitochondrial electron transport, cytochrome c to oxygen. Lineage: Eukaryota; Metazoa; Arthropoda; Insecta; Diptera; Tephritidae. The coding region runs from base 174 to 713 and encodes 179 amino acids. The record is from RefSeq and is a predicted model, not a curated record.
UUCGGUUUUAAAAGUUAACCGAGUUUCUACAUUCGAUAUUUUUGAAAGAAAAAAACGUUUCAUCUACUUGACUUAUUUUGUCAAAAAAUAUUUCACAUAUUUUCAGUCGUUAAAAGUAUAGAAUCAUAAAUAGAUAAAAAUCUAUAGAUAUACAAAGAGAUCGCAUAAAGGUAAUGCAGUCGCCGCAGAAUCCAUUUGUACGUCUUGCGAGACGAUUCGGUAUACGCCUAACAAUAUGUCGUCAAACUCAUAGCGAUCAGGUGAUGGAACGAGUCGGGAAGCGUGAAAUUGUCGGUUAUGGUUGGAAUGGCUCGCCUUGUUAUUCUGAUCGCUUAGAUUACCCGAUGCCAGCAGUGCGCUUUCGAGAACCUGACACUGAGAUAUGCGCAUUGCGCGAGAAAGAAACGGCCGAUUGGCGGAAGUUGUCCAUGGACGAAAAGAAGCAACUUUAUCGUUACAGUUUCUGUAAAACUUUUGCUGAAAUGAAAGCUCCUACCUCCGAUUGGAAGUUUUCGCUCGGCGCUGCUCUCAUUGCCGUUUCGAUCGGUAUUUGGCUUUCACAAUCUUACUUUCAUGGUAUUUAUCCGGAAUAUCCCGAAACAUUCGAAGAAAAACGUCGUAGUGCACAGUUAAAGAGAAUGAUUGCACUGGAAGUUAACCCCGUUACUGGAUUAGCUUCCAAAUGGGAUUACGAAAAGGACCGCUGGAAGUAGUAGUAGAUUUGUCGUGUUAUAGGGGAUUUAAGUAUGUUCUUUCUUAUGAAUCUCAAAUAAAAAUACUGUAUAUUAUAGAUAUUGAGAAAUGCUGUAUUUAAUUUUUAAUAUAGCAACAUGAAGAGCAUAAGUCCUUUGCCUUUGCAAGCCAAGUCCAAUAUCAUUUUCAAUUUUUAAUAAAAACCUUCGCCGUUAGCGAGCCAAUGCA